Messenger RNA from Calliphora vicina (urban bluebottle blowfly), 971 nucleotides. It is a transcript of the gene Sumo, whose product is annotated as Small ubiquitin like modifier. The transcript has 3 exons. Gene Ontology annotation, molecular function: ubiquitin-like protein ligase binding; protein tag activity. Gene Ontology annotation, biological process: protein sumoylation. Gene Ontology annotation, cellular component: nucleus. The record is from RefSeq and is a predicted model, not a curated record. Bases 168 to 446 code for a protein of 92 amino acids. Lineage: Eukaryota; Metazoa; Arthropoda; Insecta; Diptera; Calliphoridae.
CUGCUUAACGAAAAAAGGGAAAUUUUUUGCAGGCAGCAGUAUUUGAUUGUCCCGCAAAGUGUGUUGUACGAUAACAGCAGUAAUAGAGAAAUAAGUUGCGUGUAUAAACACAGUGCUAAAUUAUAAAAUUUUUUUUAAAUCUUAAAACUAAACAAAGAAAUUUAAACAUGUCUGACGAAAAGAAGGGAUCUGAAACAGAACACAUUAACUUGAAAGUUUUGGGCCAAGAUAAUGCCGUGGUACAGUUCAAAAUCAAGAAACAUACACCUCUCAGAAAAUUAAUGAAUGCCUAUUGUGACAGAGCGGGUUUAUCUAUGCAAGUAGUCCGGUUUCGUUUUGAUGGUCAGCCCAUAAAUGAAAAUGACACUCCUACCUCCUUGGAAAUGGAAGAGGGUGAUACUAUUGAAGUUUAUCAACAACAGACGGGUGGCAGCAACAGCAACUAAUAACUUUUUUAAUAAUAAUAUAUUCUUAAAACAAAACAAAAAAAAUAAUACACAAAAUUAACUUUAUUCAUAAUAAAUAUAAAACAAACUCAUAAAAAUGGAAAAUAAUAGUUUUUAAUAUAUUUAACAAAAAUAUAACAAAAUGUCAUUAAAUUUAUCAACAAAAAAUAAUAGUUUACAAAUUUAAAAGUAUGGAAGCUACAUAAAUUCCCUCGAAUUCCAUGGCAUAUGUCAUGAAAAUCGAGGGUAAAAUGACGUUUAAAUAGUCUAGCAUUUUUACGAUAAAGAAUUUGUUUGUUUUAACCGACAUUUGAUUUCCAACAAGUUUCUUUCAAAAUUAUUGUAUUUCUAUGAAUUAUUUAAUCUUUUGUUACUUUUUUUUUUUACUGAUUUUUCACUAAAAACAUUUCUUGUAAAACCUUUAGUUCUUAAAGAAAAUCCGAUAGAAUCUAUGUUUUAGUAUUGUAAUUAAAAAAGAAUAGAAAUCCAAUAAUAAAGCCGAUUUGAUAUAUGGAUAAAAUACAA